GCUCCUUGCAAUGUCUCUUUGUUCCCGCUUGCAAGGUUGUGUUUGCUCUUGCGCUGGUCCAUAUCCCUUCGAUCUUUGUGCUAUUUACCAUCCGUCAAAAUGAAAGUUGUCGCUGCAUACCUUCUGGCUCUUCUGGGGGGCAAUCCUUCCCCCAGUGCAAAGGAUAUAGAGGCCAUCCUCGGCGCAGUUGGAGCUGAGGCCGACGCCAGCAGGGUUAGCCUACUGUUGAAGGAGUUGGAAGGCAAGGACAUCUUGGAAGUGAUUGCCGCUGGAAAGGAGAAGUUUGCAUCCGUACCCUCAGGCGGAGGUGGUGGUGUCGUCGUAGCUUCUGGAGGUGGUAGCUCCGCUGCUGCUGCUCCUGCUGAGGAGAAGAAGGAAGAGGCCAAGAAGGAGGAGGAGAAGGAAGAGUCUGAUGAUGACAUGGGCUUCAGCUUGUUUGACUGAGUGCAACGAAUCGACUGUAUUGAUCUAGUACAUUUAAGAGGAAUAGACCUUUCUGUACUCGUUGUCGUUGAAAUCCUCCAACUGUGGCCACAGCUUGUGGGAUCACAAUGUAUGGAUAUGUUACCAUUUGUUAAUCACGAUCCUUGUUUUGGCAGCAACAGCUUGAGAACAAUGACUUGAAAUUCCA
Physcomitrium patens is the source of this 631-nucleotide messenger RNA. Its product is annotated as large ribosomal subunit protein P2w. Gene Ontology annotation, biological process: cytoplasmic translational elongation. Gene Ontology annotation, molecular function: structural constituent of ribosome. Gene Ontology annotation, cellular component: ribosome; cytosolic large ribosomal subunit. Lineage: Eukaryota; Viridiplantae; Streptophyta; Bryopsida; Funariales; Funariaceae. The record is from RefSeq and is a predicted model, not a curated record.